UGUGUGUGUGCGUGCGUGCGUGUGUAUGUGUAUGUGUGUGUAUGUAUGUGUGUGUAUAUGUGUGUACGCAUGGCACCGUGAGCACUUUGAGACCGAGUUGCCCCUCUUUCCCCCCCCAAAACCCCCUGAAAGAAGAGCAUUUUUGCGCAAAAAAAAAAAAAACUAAACAGAAAAACUGCACACCCGGAGAUGUGGAUCCAAGUCCGGACCAUAGACGGGAAGGAGACCCGGACUGUGGAGGAUUUGUCCCGGCUGACCAAAAUCGAGUCCCUGCGCCUGAAGAUCCAGGACAUUUUCCACGUUAGUCCGGAGCAGCAGCGCCUGUUUUACAGGGGCAAGCAGAUGGAAGAUGGCCAGACGUUGUUUGACUACAACGUUGGCCUCAAUGACAUCAUCCAGCUUCUCAUUCGCUCUCAGGCUGACCCCCCAGACAGUCCCGCCAGCAACAACUGUGAGGGAGUGGUCUGUAACACAGCCCCUCCCACCUCUGGCUCGGCUCCCAACUCCAGCACAGCAACAGCAACCACGUCCUCCCCAGCGACAGUCACUAGUAACAAUGGAAACGGCUCUAAGUCAUGCAGUCCACUGUUGGACAGUCAGCCAUCCACGUCGUCCCCAACGUCCCUCGUUAACCCUGGGAUUGGCGUGUACAAGAUCAAUGAGCUGGUGGACUGCAGGGACGUCAGCAUUGGUGCCUGGUUCGAGGGCACCAUCGAGAGGGUCACCCCAGCUGCUAAAGGACUCAACAGCAAGGCUGAAACGCCUCCCACCACUGGAAGGGUGGGCAGACCUAGCAAACGGACUAAUGGAAAGCUAGAGUCAGAGCCCUGCCCGCCGGCCUCGGACAGUAACGGCACGGCCGGCACGGGCUUAAAUUCGGACAGUGAGGAACCUUCGACAUCUCAGAUGGAUUCCACAACGCACAAUAAAGAGGACGUCACAUACCACAUCAAAUACGAAGAUUACCCAGAGAACGGGGUGGUGGAGAUGAAUGCGGAGGACGUGCGCCCGCGGGCCCGGAUGCUGCUGCGCUUCGAGCAGCUAGAAGUGGGCCAGGCGGUGAUGGUCAACUACAACUUGGAGCUGCCCGAGGAGAGGGGCUUCUGGUACGACGCCGAAAUCACAGCGCUCAACCACAUCUCCCGGACCAAAAAGGAGGUCCGCGCCAAAAUACUGCUCGGCAGUCCUGGCAAUGUGAUUGGUGACUGUAAGCUGCAGUUUCUGGACGAGAUCUACCGUAUAGAAAAACCUGGAGCUCCUCCACUCUCUCUCGCUGACGGCCAGUUCAAACGUAAGAGUGGUCCGGAGUGUAAGCACUGUAAGGCGGAUCCAGAUGCGGAAUGCCGUUUCUGUUCCUGCUGUGUUUGCGGAGGGAAGCAGGAUGCACACAUGCAGCUGCUGUGUGAUGAGUGUAACAUGGCCUUCCACCUGUACUGCCUCAACCCCCCACUGUCCACAGUCCCCGACGACGAGGACUGGUACUGCCCCACCUGUAAGAAUGACACCAGUGAGGUGGUGAAGGCAGGUGAGAAGCUAAAGACUAGUAAGAAAAAGGCCAAGAUGCCUUCAGCCACCAACGGGAGUCAAAGGGAUUGGGGCAAGGGAAUGGCGUGUGUGGGUCGUACUAAAGAAUGCACCAUCGUUCCCUCUAAUCACUAUGGACCAGUUCCUGGCAUUCCUGUGGGAACCACCUGGAAGUUCCGUGUACAGGUGAGUGAAGCCGGUGUUCACCGGCCUCAUGUGGGUGGAAUCCACGGCCGCAGUAACGACGGCUCCUACUCGCUGGUGCUGGCCGGCGGCUUUGAGGACGAAGUGGACAGGGGAGAUGAGUUCACGUACACGGGCAGCGGAGGUCGCGACCUCUCAGGAAACAAACGGAUUGGAGAGCACUCGUUCGACCAGACGCUCACGCACAUGAACAGGGCCCUGGCGCUGAACUGUGACGCCCCUCUGAACGAUAAGGACGGGGCAGAGUCUCGGAAUUGGCGUGCGGGAAAGCCAGUCAGAGUGAUCCGGAGCUCGAAGGGCCGGCGAAUCAGCAAGUAUGCUCCAGAGGAGGGAAACCGCUACGACGGGAUUUAUAAGGUGGUGAAGUACUGGCCUGAGAUCGGUAAGUGUGGUUUCCUGGUGUGGCGCUACCUGCUCAGGCGUGAUGACGUGGAGCCGGCGCCGUGGACACCUGAAGGAAUCGAGCGCAGCAAGAAACUCGGCCUGAAGGUGCAGUACCCUCCUGGCUAUCUGGAAGCCAUGGCAAAUAAGAGUAAGAAGGAGGCAAGUGUGAAAGGGACACGAGGUGGACCGUCGCGGGGUAAGAGACACGGAGGCCGGGGGCGACCAAAAACUGGCCGGCCGGCAAAAAGAGUAAAGGAAGAGGAGGAGGAGGAGGUGGAGGUAGAGGAUGAGAAAGAGGAGAAGGACGCAGUGAACAAGGACAAGGAGGUGCACAGCAAUGGCGACCAAGAAACACCAAAAGACAAAGUGAGUGAUGAGCAAGAUGAGCCCAAAUCGAAGCGACUGAAGGAGGUGGAGGCGUUCGUGUUAUCCGAGCAGCAGCGCUCCCUCAUACAGCAGGACCAGGCCAACAAGAAACUCUGGGACGAGGCUCUGGGCUUCCUCAUUGAGGGACCGAACUUCUUGCGUAAAGUGGAGCAGAUCUUCAUGUGUGUGUGCUGCCAGGAGCUCGCCUUCCAGCCCGUCACCACCGCCUGCCAGCACAAUGUCUGCAAGACCUGCCUGCAGAGGUCGUUCCGAGCAGAGGUGUACACAUGCCCGGCCUGUCGCCACGAUCUGGGCAAAGACUAUGUCAUGACCCUCAACAAGAACCUCCAGCAGCUCCUGGAUCAGUUCUUUCCAGGCUACAGCAAGGGCCGAUGAGGCAACGGAACGGAUAACGGACAGAAAUCUCCAUCCAGCGCAGUUCAGUGGCACUUAGUUAACAGGCAUUCUUAUGCACACACCACACACAUGAAACACUCAACACAGAAACCACUGACACACACACUCACAAAGCACACACCCUCCAUCUAGACAGACCCCCACAUCAACACCAGCCUGACACUUGUAUCCCAGGACAAUGACAGUGACCCCCAAGUACAGUGGACGUCUGCCGGCUGUGUGUGUAUGUGUGUGCCCCGCCCUCGCAUCAUCAGGAGAACCCCACACACUGUUCACAGGAGCUGGGAUCGCCUCCAGCCCUUUUAAAGCAAUGGAUCUGGAAAGGAUGGACCUGAUACUAAUGCUAAUGCUAAUGAUAUGCUAACAGUUGCUAACCCUGGUAAGAAUACCCAAAGCCGAAUACGGAACUCUGCCAUACCGCUAGGUGCUGAAGCUAGCUUAAAAAGCCUCGGAUAGCCAAACGUGACUGAGCUAACAGCAAGGAAUGUACACCGAUGUUAGCAUUUAGCAUGCUAAUCGCUGAAGCGUUAGCUUGCAGGAUGUUGUUGCUUGGCUAGUAGGGUUUGGAUAAGCUGACCCUUUAAAGGCCUGAGCUCCUCUGGCUUUACUAACCAAUACCACCAAUACUGUGGUGAAAGGUGAAAGGUCAUUUAGGUGUAGCACGCUAAUUAUCCGAAACCCACUCCCCCGAGGUAGAGGAAAAAAUCUGCCUCGUUUCUGGCAGCAGUGUGUCAAAAAAAUGUGACUCAAGUCAACUCAACUCGAAACUGAGUUAUUGUGUCAACAUAACUUAUUUUCUCAAAUGUUGACGUACUUUCUCAAGAUUGCUGCAAGUCAAAAUAACUUCCGAAACUCCCAAAGUUUUGACUAAUCUUCUCCAGACUGACUUAUUAAGACUUUCCUCAAUUAUUGGACUUAUUUUUCGAAACUGAGUUAUUACGUCAAUAUAACUUCUUUUCUUUUUUUUUAACUUAUUUUCUCAAGACUGACUCAAGUCAAAUAAUUAGCUUCUCCCAAAGUUUUGACUUAUUUUCUCAAGACUGACUUGUUAAGGAAAUAUGACAACUUAUUUUCUGAAAUUGUUGACUUAUUGUCUUGAAACUGAAUUAUUAUGUCAAAAUGAUGACUUAUUUUCUUAAAUGUUUCAUUUAUUUUCUUGAAAUGGAGUUUCUUUUUUUGACUUAAGUCAAAAUCACAACUUAUUUUUCUCAGCUUUGACUUACUUAUUUUUAGACUAGACUUGUUAAGUCAAAAUAAUGACCUAGAAGUUUUGACUUCUUGAGGUUUUGAGGUAUUAAGACAAGAUUCCAACAUACAAUAUUGAAAAAAACGAGUUUUACUGUUUAACAAAGUAAAAUAUUCAUUAAUUUAAGAGAAUACUUUUUGUGAGAAAUAAGCCGUUAUAUUAGCAUAGCAAAAGAAAAUUCUAUUUCAAGAGUCCAAAAUUUUGACAUACUGCUGCCAGAAAUGGAGAAGCAGGAAAAUAACAAGUGAUUUUGUUCUCCUCUCCCUGGUGAGAGUGGGCUUCAGUGGAAGCCCCCUGUUUAAAUACAGAAGUCGCUGCUGAUUGCAGAUUUUUUCGUUUGGCACUUAAAAAAAAACACACUACACAAAUUGUCUCCAAGGGUGUCCUCAUUUGUUCAUGUGAAGAGAUUCAAAUGUAACGAUUAGAUGAUCGAAAUUUCCCAAUUCUGUGCAGUGACUUCAGAAAGAGAGCUGAACGUGAUUUGGCUGUUAAACUCUAAAACUCAUUGAAAUUCAGUCCCAAACCAGUCAGGCAGGUUUAUGCCUUGUUGUAGGAGGUCCUCAUCCAGCUCGCUUUCACAUGUGUUCGGCCAUUCGGGAGGAUCGUGGUACAGUUUGGGGCACAUUAAGUUUAAGAUUAAGUGACACGUUUUAAUCCCACAAACGGGGAAAUUUCACCUCCACAUUUAACCCAUCCGUGAAGUCAGACACCACAUACACACACUAGUGAAUACACACACACCAGGGGGCAGU
Pygocentrus nattereri (red-bellied piranha) is the source of this 4893-nucleotide messenger RNA. RefSeq names its product E3 ubiquitin-protein ligase UHRF2. Gene Ontology annotation, biological process: protein ubiquitination; negative regulation of gene expression via chromosomal CpG island methylation. The coding region runs from base 190 to 2874 and encodes 894 amino acids. Gene Ontology annotation, molecular function: ubiquitin protein ligase activity; protein binding. NCBI's taxonomy places the organism in Eukaryota, Metazoa, Chordata, Actinopteri, Characiformes, Serrasalmidae. The record is from RefSeq and is a predicted model, not a curated record. The transcript has 16 exons.